Messenger RNA from Zophobas morio, 1929 nucleotides. Its product is annotated as E3 ubiquitin-protein ligase sina-like. Bases 335 to 1816 code for a protein of 493 amino acids. Lineage: Eukaryota; Metazoa; Arthropoda; Insecta; Coleoptera; Tenebrionidae. Gene Ontology annotation, cellular component: cytoplasm. The record is from RefSeq and is a predicted model, not a curated record. The transcript has 2 exons. Gene Ontology annotation, biological process: multicellular organism development; proteasome-mediated ubiquitin-dependent protein catabolic process. Gene Ontology annotation, molecular function: zinc ion binding; ubiquitin protein ligase activity; ubiquitin conjugating enzyme binding.
CAUACCAACAGCGAGGUUAUUUUUUGUUACGAAUGUUAUCAAACUAGUCACAUUUUGCAGUGUUUUUAAAAACAACGUUGUGUAUCAAAUGAUGCAAUCAAUAACUACUUUCUGUUAAGAAAACGGCAUGUUGAAAUCGAGGUUAUCGAAUCGGUCAGUCUUGUCAAUAAUUUAUAUUGUGCAAGAAGUGUGACAGCCCCCGUGCUCCAAAAUUCUCCGUUUCAAAAUUAAUCAGCAGUAUUUAUUUAAUCGGUGUUAUAUCAAGUUAACUUUUGUCAGUUACUAGUUAACAGCAAAGAAGUCAAGCCUCAUUGUUCUGUUGGUUUUAAGUAGAAUGGCAGAGGAGUCAAUAACUCAGUUUACUGAUAAAUUAUUAGAAGAAAAAAUAUUCACUUGUGCUGCUUGCGAAAAUCUCCUAACUGCACCUAUAACUCUAGUCAAAGAUGUGGGAAAUGCCUGUGAAAAAUGCUGUGAGAAAAAUGAUUGGGAUGGGUUACCAAAUCUUAAAUUAGAACUGAUUUUAAAGAAACUAAAAAUCCCAUGUAAGUUUCAAAUUACUGGCUGCAAAGAAAGGAUUGUUUUUGAAAAUUUGCAAGAUCAUGAAGGUAACUGUAAAUACCAUGAAAAACCUUGCCUUAUGUCACACUUGGGAUGUGAGUGGAAAGGUAUACUGAGUAAUUUUCCUAGUCAUUUUACUGAAUACCAUUCGGAUCAUGUACUAACAACUCAACUUAAUAUGUUUGUAAUCGAAAUUAAUAUCGAUGACGCUACAAAUAUAACAAAAUUUUUAAAAGGUAGACAGGAAUGUAUAAUAAAAAUCAAAAAAGAUGAAGAAAAUGACGUUCUUAGAUACACAGUUUGUGAUGUUAGGAACCCAGACUGUAAUUAUGACUGUAUUAUUAAACACUUUGGCCAAAAUAGUAAUUGUGUUGAAACAAAGUGCAAAGUUUCAUCACUGAAUAACAUACAGUCAACAAAAAUUAAUUUAUCUGCUUUAAAACAAAUGACCGAUGCAUCUGAUACCAUAACUGUAAAUAUAAAAACUUCGUCAGGAAACGAAACUAAAGAAUUUGAUGAAAAAGUUUUGCAAUACUUUGAAUGUCCAGUGUGCAAAACUUUAAUGAGACCACCAAUUUAUCAGUGUAAAUUCGGACACAGCUUUUGCAGUAGCUGCAGACCAAAAUUAGAAAAAUGUCCCAGUUGUAGGGCUCUUUUUGGAACCACACGAAAUUACUCUUUAGAGGGGUUAACAGCUGGUAUUAGUUACUCUUGUAUGUACCAUCAUCUGGGUUGUGAAGAAACUCUUCAAGUUUAUGAGUCAGAUAAACAUGAAGUGGUAUGUCCCUAUAAACCAUACCCUUGUCCACUGGAUGACUGUUCCUUCAGAGGAACUCAUUCAAAUAUUGGACAACAUCUUGAUGAAAAGCACAAAGACAGGGUUAUACGUUCCGAUUUUUAUAAAACCACUGUUGAGUUUCGUUUGGAGCAAAUGAUCGAUUUUUAUAAUUAUCAACAGAAAUUUUAUAUGGUUUUUGAUGAGAACAUAUUCAGAUUAAGUUUUAAACGUAAUUCGGAUUAUAGUUUUUGGGCUGUUGAAGUUCUGAGAAGAAAAGAAGAAGAUGCUGUUUUUGUUUAUGAUAUAGGUAUAAUAGAUAUGAGAAAGCCGGACAGGAAGUUGAUUAGAUGUGAUUUGUGUUUUACUGACACAAAUAUUGAAGAAUUAUUUAAAAAAUGUAUUCUCUUUCCUAAUAAUAUCCUAGCUUCUUACGCGUGCAAUGGAAUGUUCACUUACUAUUGUCAGAUCCGCAAACGUUAAUUAAUAUUUAUUAAAAACAGAAAAUGUUCAAGUUAAGCUUUAUUUUAUAUUUAACAAUUUUAUUUCGUUUAUUUUGAUUUCUGUUACUGGUUCAAAUAAAAUUUAACAAGUAA